Castor canadensis (American beaver) is the source of this 3477-nucleotide messenger RNA. It is a transcript of the gene Tmem255a, whose product is annotated as transmembrane protein 255A. The record is from RefSeq and is a predicted model, not a curated record. Lineage: Eukaryota; Metazoa; Chordata; Mammalia; Rodentia; Castoridae.
CAGGAGCGGAGGGAGGGAGAAGAGGGAAAGGGAGCAGGAGGCGGCACUUCGGUUGCAGCUCUCAAACAGAGGCAGUCUCUCUCAGCUCUCUGAGGGACAGGGAGAGGCAGCGGCAGAGUAGGAUGCUCUGCGGAACGCCCUGAGCCUGGGGUGCUUGAAGCAGCUUCUGGGACUGGGGCAUCCCAGCAGCUUUCACUAUGCAUCAGUCCCUGACUCAGCAGCGGUCCAGCGACAUGUCCCUGCCGGAUUCCAUGGGAGCCUUCAAUCGGAGGAAAAGAAACUCCAUCUAUGUCACCGUGACUUUGCUUAUUGUGUCCGUGUUAAUUCUCACGGUGGGCCUUGCUGCAACCACUAGGACCCAGAAUGUGACUGUUGGAGGUUAUUACCCAGGAGUUAUUCUUGGUUUUGGAUCAUUUCUUGGAAUUAUCGGAUCAAACCUUGUUGAGAAUAAGCGGCAGAUGCUGGUGGCUUCUAUCGUGUUUAUUAGCUUUGGUGUGAUUGCGGCUUUUUGUUGUGCCAUAGUUGAUGGGGUCUUUGCUGCCAGACACAUUGAUCUGAAACCACUCUAUGCUAACCGGUGCCACUAUGUCCCCAAGACAUCCCAGAAAGAAGCUGAGGAGGUCAUAAGUUCCUCAGCCAAAAAUUCUCCUUCUGCGAGGGUUAUGAGGAACCUUACCCAGGCAGCUAGAGAGGUGAACUGUCCUCACCUCAGCCGUGGAUUCUGUACACCUCGCAUCCGGGGUAACACCUGCUUCUGCUGUGACCUCUACAACUGUGGCAACAGGGUGGAGAUCACCGGUGGCUACUAUGAAUACAUUGAUGUUAGCAGCUGCCAGGACAUUAUCCACCUCUAUCACCUGCUCUGGUCUGCCACUAUCCUCAACAUUGUCGGCUUGUUCCUGGGCAUCAUCACUGCCGCAGUCCUGGGAGGCUUUAAGGAUAUGAACCCUACUCUUCCGGCACUGAACUGUUCUGUUGAAAAUGCCCAUCCAACUGUUUCUUACUAUGCUCGUCCCCAAGUGGCAUCGUACAAUACCUACUACCAUAGCCCUCCCCAUCUGCCACCUUAUUCAGCUUAUGACUUUCAGCAUUCCAGUGUCUUUCCAUCCUCUCCUCCCUCUGGACUCUCUGACGAGCCCCAGUCUGCCUCUCCCUCUCCUAGCUACAUGUGGUCCUCAAGUGCACCACCCCGUUAUUCUCCACCCUACUAUCCACCUUUUGAAAAGCCACCACCAUACAGUCCCUAAAUAGGAAUGCCUUCUGGCUAUUGAGAUUAUUGUGGCUUUUGUAUUUCUGCUUUAGUGGAAGUGUGUAGGGUACAAAAUUUAAAGUGUGACUCAUAUAUAAGUUUUACAGUGGCGUGGCAGGCUAGGGAAAGAUAGGAAUGAAGCUUGUUAUCAGUGAAGAGUAGGGGUGGCUAGACUGAACCCAGUACUUCCAAGGACAGUUCACUAUCUAAGCAAGGCUGGGGAGCCAGCCUAGCAAGAAGCUUGUCAUGCUUACACAUGCAUAACCCUAGGGUGCAUGUCUGUUUUCAGCAGAAACGUGGCUGUCCUCUGCUUCACUUUAGGUAAAGGAGUGCUGUUGUUAGGCUCUUGGCAGAUUGCCACCCUAGCACCUUGGAUGAAGCACCUGAUUUAAAGGCCCUAUCUUUCCCUACAACUAACAUCAUUCCUUAUGGAAAAUUUCCCAGCUGAUUGGGUUACACAGUAGUUCCUAAAGAGAGUUCUGGCUAAGAUUUUGUUUGCUUGUGUAUGUAUGAUGAAAAAAAGCUGCCCAUAUUGUACUCCUUCUCUGUGAGUAUUGUAAAAAAUGGCUAUUGUGAUCAUUCAGCAGCUUUUGUUCUUGGUAUCUCCUAAAGGGAAAAGUGCAAUAUUCCCUCUUCUUGAGUAGUGAGAAACAGGACUGUUUCAGAAGCACUGAAAUACAGAGCAACAUGUGAGCUCUUUUAAGUAGAUCUCAGUAACACAUUUGGUAACUUAGGAGGCAGUGGUUCUACUACGUGUUGCAUUAUUACAAACAUAUUUGCUACGGGGGAUAUAAAUCUUACAGUUGAAAUUCAGAGUUUAAAAAUGCUACAUUAGGUUUGGCCAUGAUAUGAAUUCUUACUAAUCUUUGUGACUAUUUAAUCUUCAAAUAUUGUGCUUCAACCCCAGCAAACCGCACGUAUCCUCCACCCCAUCCCCAAAAAAUCAUCUGAAUUUUAAUGUCACUGCUAUUAUUGGUCCUUUUUUCUGUUUAGACCCAUCAUGACAGCUUUCAAUUCAAAAUUAUGAAAGUGUUACAAUGCCGCUUCAAUUCUGCAAAACCUCAAAUGUAGCCAACCUGACUAAUUCUUAAGUGUUAAGGUAGAUUUAAAGUUCAUCAAGUACAUUGUGGUAUUUGUACAGUUCUUUUAAUUAUACAUAGCUUUAAACCAUCAACCUGAUGACUUUAAAACACUUUGGCACCAAAGCCUUCAUUUCAGAAUGAACACUUUCAUAGGGAUCUUACGUUAACCCGAGAAUUGAUUGGCUUAAAGGAAGACUGAUAAUCCUACACUUGUAUAAUGUAAAAAUACAGGGCUACAGGAGGGAACCUAAUUAGACAGUUUUGCAGCAAACAAACACAGAACACAAACUGGAAAAAUUUCCAGCCAAUUUUGCUACCUCCCAACUUGAUGGAUUAGAGGUAGCAGACAAAUGCUGGUGCUCCCAUCUACCUUGUAGACACAUGAUCAUCAAGAAUCAUUAAUGCACAACAAGUGCACUCACUGAUCAUAAUAAAUAUUUGCAAACUAUUCAGCUUAACUUUCAGCAUCAUGAAUGUUGUCUUAUCCAGUUUUCAAAUAUGAAAAACUACAAUCCUUUUGUGUUAUACAAAAUUACUAUUAUUUUUUACAUUUCUGAGCAUAUUAAAAUUCUACUGUAUUUCCAAAAAGGACUAAUAACCAAUUGAUCUGCUAUAUAAUUAUCAACUUGAGGUACUCACUGAAUUUUUUGCCAUUUAGACUUUACCAUUUGCUUUAGUGAAUGUGUAUAUUUUUAAAGGCACCAUUACAGAGUAUAUCCUACAUGUAUCACAUUUCUUAAAGUGUUAGGGUUCUAUGACUCAUUUCUAUGUAUUUUUCUUACUUUACAAAAUAACUUGAAACAGUAUAGAUUUUGUAACACUUAAUUUGAGCAGCUUCUUUUUUAGUACAUUGAAUUAUAUAAAGUGCAUGCUUCCUUAGAAAAAUCAGUAUUUGCUGCUUUACUCUUUUGCAAAACAUUUGCUGUAAUGAAGGAAUUUGUAUUUCCAAUAUGCUAUCUUUACUGCAUUUUGUAAUAUUUACUGCUUUCUUCCUAAUUCUGCUUUGAAGAAUUGAACUGGGCAUGAAACAUUAAAAUAUUAAUCCAGAGCCUGUAUGAACUGGAUAUUGCUUUAAAUCUGUUAUCACUGCCAUGUUGGAAACUCAGACUGCUUUUGUGAUGUUUCAAAUUAAUAAAACUGUCCUCC